ACUUUUGGCACACGCAUUAUGGAGUUCCUGGAGGAGAAGUUCCCGCUGAAGAGCUCCGGACUGAAGACCGGGACAGACUUCUACCUGGAGCCCGUGCUGCACAGCCUCGAGAGUGGACACUUUUUCACCAAGGCUCCGGUGAAAUGUUCCCAGAGCUUCGGGCUGAGCGAGAGGGACGAGCCGUGCGCAGAACAUAACGCGUCGUACGCACUGGCCAAACCCGAGGCGGACUCGGUGCACGCGGAGUUGGGCGCGUGCUCCCCGGUGUCCAGCGACCAUCACCGGACGCGCGCGGACACAGAGCACGCGGACACGGAGAAGUGCGACAGUCACGUGACCAGCAGCAAAAAGCGACGCCACCGCACCACGUUCAGUAGCGCGCAGCUGGACGAGCUCGAGAAGGUUUUUCAGAAGACGCACUACCCCGACGUGUACGUGCGCGAGCAGCUGGCCACGCGCACCGAGCUCACGGAGGCACGAGUACAGGUUUGGUUUCAGAACCGCAGGGCGAAAUGGAGGAAGAGAGAGAGAUUUGGACAACUGCACAAUAAACCACACUAUCCUCCCUCAUAUGACCUGCUGCCCCGAGCCGACGCCUACGCCCAGAUCCCUAACAGCCUGUGGUCGUCCCCCUCUGUGGCACCCCCCUCUGUCUCCCCCUGUGUACUGCCACGCGCGUCUCCUCCCUGCGUCUCCUCCUCGGAUCACGGAUACCUCCACUUCACCCAGCAAAACCAGUUCAACGUCUUCAACCCGGACGCCCUGCUCAGCUCCACCCCUCACCCUCCCCAUGGCACCCAUAACCCCACCCACGUCACCCACAGCACUCACGGCACCCACGGCACUCACGGCACCCACGGCACUCACGCGUUUGAGACCAAGCCUGAGCUGGAGAGGAGGUCUUCGAGUAUCGCUGUUCUGAGGAUGAAAGCCAAAGAGCACGCGGCAAACAUCUCCUGGACCAUGUGACCAGGAAGUAAAAACAGAAAUAAUUAUAACAAGAUUUACAAAAGAGAUUC
Molecule: messenger RNA, 1019 nt
Organism: Periophthalmus magnuspinnatus
Lineage: Eukaryota; Metazoa; Chordata; Actinopteri; Gobiiformes; Gobiidae
Gene: alx1
Product: ALX homeobox 1
Exons: 4
Coding region: 19-969 (316 amino acids)
Biological process (GO): embryonic skeletal system morphogenesis; negative regulation of DNA-templated transcription; positive regulation of transcription by RNA polymerase II
Molecular function (GO): RNA polymerase II transcription regulatory region sequence-specific DNA binding; DNA-binding transcription activator activity, RNA polymerase II-specific
Source: RefSeq, a predicted model, not a curated record